Messenger RNA from Sclerotinia trifoliorum, 1886 nucleotides. Lineage: Eukaryota; Fungi; Ascomycota; Leotiomycetes; Helotiales; Sclerotiniaceae. The record is from the annotation of a GenBank genome assembly.
UUUAAGUUGAAUUAAGUUCAGCCUCGUUCGCGGGAGUGAGACCCAAAUCUGUCAUCCCGGAGUGACGAAUUAAAUUUCUUUAUAAAGGGAGUGAGGUUAAGAGAACUAGCACCUAAUAUCUUUCACCUGCUUUUUCGAGUAUUCAAUAACCUUGGACUUUGUUUUCCUUUUGUUGUGAUGCAAAAUCCCGAAAUGAGGCGGUGAUAUCUUCUUUGAAUAUUCUAUCCCAUUGCGACGUAGGUUUGAAGGCUGCAAAAUAGAAGAAAGUAUUCGAGAUGUUCGACGGCUUAUUUAUGCUGCUCAUUUUGAGCGUGAUUAUGUGUUUGAGGUAAUCUUCUGGCUUAAAAGUUAUAAUCAAUAUGCUAAUAGGGUCUCUAGUUGUUUUCUUGCGGGAGCAGUGCCAUUGUCUAUGACCUUAUCACCAUCGCAGCUUCGAUUAAUAUCUACAAUUGGUAUGGGGGUACUUGUCGGUACUUCAUUGGUUGUUAUUAUACCUGAAGGAAUUGAAGCAGUAUAUACCGCAGGUUAUUCGGCACAUAGUCAUGGGCCCAGAAGUGUAUCAACUCAAGAGAGAAACUCCGGACUUUCAUGGGUUGGCGGACUCAAUACGAUCGCAUACACGAACGAAGCGAAGAUCAAUCGACGACAUGCCAAACUGGGCGCCAGGAAUUCACAGCCUUUAGAAGUUGCGAUUGUUACCAGAGAGACUUUGCCAGAGGAAAAAGAGGAUAACUCCCCAGAGAAGUUGGAGGAGAAACCGGGGAGCCAAAGCGAAGAACAUCGGGAUGAGGUCGAAUCACCUACAUUUUGGAUUGGUCUAUCCCUUAUCUUGGGAUUUAUUCUCAUGUUCUUAAUUGACAAACUCCCGAGACACGCCUCUGAGAAAUUACAAGCCCCAGUUGCGCCGAGACAAAUUUCCCUCAACAAUUUAUCUCAGAACAUUUCCUCAUCUGAUGAAGAAUCAGAUGGGUUUUUUCAAUCCCUCACACCAAGCCCAAAGCAAAGUCGUAGUCUGGCUACAACGACAGGGCUUGUGAUACAUGCAUCAGCAGAUGGGAUAGCCAUGGGAGCCUCCGCAUCUACAUCCAACACGAAGUUAGGAUUUAUCAUUUUCAUAGCGAUCAUGGUACACAAAGCACCCGCAGCAUUCGGGCUUACUUCCGUCCUACUGAAGCAAGGACUUUCCAAACGAGCAGCACGUGGUCACCUUGUAGUUUUCAGUCUCGCAGCACCAUUUGGUGCUAUUACCACUUUCCUAUUGGUAAAUAUCCUAGGUGGAGGAAAUAUAGAAGGAGUAAGAGGGCAAUGGUGGACUGGAAUGUUAUUGUUAUUCUCCGGUGGAACCUUUUUGUAGGAUCCUCUCUCUAUUUCUGUUCGAAACAAACCUACCGAGCGUUUACUAACAAGUGAAUAGAUACGUCGCAAUGCAUGCCAUGCAAGAAGAUUCAGGGGUGCAUACUCAUGAACAUACAAAUUCUAAUGGAUACCUCGAGGGGGGUCUUUCACAGCGCAAACAAGCGAAGCCGCAAAUGCGGGAUACGCUGGCGGCAGUUGGGGGAAUGUUAAUUCCUCUAUUGACACAGUUUGGCCAUGAUCAUUGAGUGAAUGAUUGAAUGAAGGAAGUUUUGUAAUAUAUAAAUGAGGCGAGAUGACGAAAUGAAAUGGAAAACUCGACUAAGGCCAUUCUAACACAAGAAAGCAGAGGUCGAACACAUAGAUAGAUAUUCUUGUAUGAAAUGGAUAUGGAUUGGAGAGGGCGAGAAAAUACAAUACCAAUCAUAAGAUCUUGUUACUAUGUUUUACAUCUUAACAUGUAAACCCAAUUCAUGCGAUUGAGUUAAGAGGGGAAAUAAAGGCACAAUUCGCAUGGUUCGCUUCCACACAAC